AUGAAGCUUUUCAAAUAUUUUGCCGUUCUAACGAGCUGCAUUUAUGCUGUGUCUCCCCUGAAUAGAUGUGUAACUUGUGAAUACGUCGGAGUUGCGGAUACCGAAGUAGAUGCGCUUGCUCAGCUAAGAGGUGAUUUAGACGAAGGAAUAGCCGCUAUUCCAUGUAGUGAGCCUCUGAGGACCAAGAACUCUGAGGGCUACACUGUUAGCGACUCAUCUGAUGCUGAUAAAUACUGCGUUGCUAUAUUCUUCAUGUUUGAAGUAAAAGAUAUUGGCAACAAUCCGCAUAAUGGUCUUUGCAUGACCAAAACAUGGCAAUACAAAACACAAAAUGAAGCAAAGGUUGAAACAAGUCACUGGGUUGUUAUUUCUCGUGGCUGCGCAUCUUCUACCGAUAAAGCCACAGUCCAAACAAAUGGAAUUCCUGUAAGCCCAAACAACAGAAAUCUUGUUGCAAACAUGUACGUUCGAUUCUAUGCUGCGACAAAUACUGUCUCGAAGGCUAGGGACAAUGCCAAAUUUCCGGAUGCUGAUGUUUCGACGCGCAUUGACUAUUCCAACGACGGACUCGCUGCAGCGCAUGCAGACAUCAAUAUUCGACCACUCACACCACAAUAUAUGUCAUCUGACGGUUCUGGAGCCCCUGAUGUCCCUCCAGUAUCUGGCUCUACGGAUGAACUCGAAUGUCUUGCAUGUGCAUCUCCCGUUGCAAACACUGACAAACACGAUCACUGUGUGAACGCUAAGACUGGAGGCCGAGUCAAAUGCAUGACACUUGCAUGUGCCGCAAUUACUGCGAACUUUAGGCUGGGAAAAGAAGCAACUGAAACUUACUAUUACGCAAAACGAGGCUGCGCUCCUAAUCCUGAUGAUGGAGUUCUUUUGGAACAGGAACACGCUGAUGACUACAUUGUCCCAGACGGAUGGACUAAUAUCAAGCAGUACAAUCACCGAUCAAUAUCUAAGAUUGGUAACACUGGAAUUUCCCGCUCUAUCUCUAUUGCCCAAGUAUUUGACUGCUACUCUUGCGAAUCCUCCUUUUCAAUCACUGUUGAUCUAGCCAACCCAGCUGAAAUCGAUUACGACUCUGUCAAAGAGAAGGACACUUCUUUCUGCUGGCAAACAGUCAAGCCCGUCGCUGACCUCAACUCCUCAACUACCGGAAAAUCCGGCUUCUGCACUGGCAAAUGCUUCGUCUCUGCUUAUAAAUACAAAGAAUCCACUGGCACAAUGAAAUCUCCAGCUACAACCUUCCACUGGUACAUUAAACGCGGGUGUGACACCCAGAUGGCCGUAAAUAAUAACGAGACUCCUGUUCCUGAUCUCUAUGGGAUUUCUCAGAUCAACCGAGUUUGCGACUACACCAACGGCACUCUCUGCAACGGCUUUGUCGAAGGAGACGAUAUAACCCUCGAGAUCGCAACUCAGUCAUCCCGUCUUCUCCGGUGUUACUAUUGCGAGACUCCAGUUGGAAAUACUGACCCUGAAAGCCCUUGCUACACUAUCCCAUCUUCCGCUAAGGCAGUCGAGUGCCCUGAUCUGUCCUACACCUCCUGCUCCACCACCGAGACCGCUUACACUUUGAACGGACAGAACUACUACGGCAUCAAACGAGAUUGCAACAAGGGUGAUCAUGAAGACUCUUCUAAACCCGUUGCUGGAUUUGAAAACGUUAAUUCUGAGACCACACACUGCAUUUACCCUUCAUGUAACAGGACCAAUGGCAAAACAGCGAACCUCGUCGCCGCUGUAGAAAAUACUUUGGGAGCUGAUAAUCAAACUGAACAAUCCGCCAUCACUACGGAAUCUUCUCUUCAGCCUGGAACUGACAACGUCACCGAAGUAGUCAUCGCGCCUACUGAAUCAUUAACUGGAUCUGCAUCUGAUAACGAUACUGAAGAAUCGAGCACUACUGCUCAAUCUUCCCCUGGUUCUGGAACUGACAAUGUAAACGAAGAAUCUGGCGCCGAUGCCGCUAUUAUCUCCGCACUCAUAGGCGUCAGUUUGGUUUUCUUCCACUAA
Messenger RNA from Oikopleura dioica, 2022 nucleotides. The record is from the annotation of a GenBank genome assembly. Lineage: Eukaryota; Metazoa; Chordata; Appendicularia; Copelata; Oikopleuridae.